UCGUUAAUCCUUGUUAGAAUAUAUUGAGAGUGAAAAAAGCAUUUAUAGAUCCUACCAGAACAAUGUUGUCAUUCCUGAUCAGCGCACUUAUCCUUCUCUUUUUUCCCACAUUUCUAAAUGAUAACGAGGAGUAUUUUGAGUUAGAUCUUGUAGAGGACUACAUGACCCUUAAUGCUCAUGUACAAGAAGAUGAAGACGAAGGUGGUGAGCAGCAUAAUGACCAAGUGGCUGAGGACAUCAAUGUGAAGCAGCAUAAAGUUAAUUGGUUUGAACAAGAAAUUUAUUCAGAAGUCAAAUGGUGCCUGGCUUUAGACAGUGUGGAGUUUCGAGGGGCAAGUGAGUUCCAAAAUCUGACCGUUCUUUCUACAAAACGGUUUGGAAAGGCACUCGUCAUUGAUGGACAUUUGCAAAACACAGAAUUGGACGAAUACAUUUACCAUGAAAACUUGGUCCAUCCCGCUCUGUUAACACAUAAUAACCCCAAAACCGUGUUUAUUAUGGGAGGAGGUGGAGGUUCUGCUGCAAGAGAGGUACUGAAGCACAGACACAUUGAAAAAGUGAUAAUAUGUGACAUUGAUAGGAACAUUGCCGGUUUGAUCCGCGAGCAUAUGACGGCAAAUCAUGCGGCCUUUAAAGAUGAGAGGCUUCAAAUUGUAUACAAUGAUGCAAAGUAUGAACUAGAGAUGUCUGAAGAGAAGUUUGAUGUGAUCCUAGGAGAUCUUCCUGAACUAGAUGAAUCAAAUUCAUCAGGUUCUAGCCAUCUCUACACAAAAUCCUUUUAUGAGAAUGUUGUCAUACCUAAGCUCAAGGGCAAUGGUCUCCUUGUUACUCAAGCUGGUCCCGCGGGAAUUUUUACACACAAGGCUAUGUUCUCACCAUUAUACAACACAUUAAAACAAGUUUUCUCUUAUGUGGUUGCAUAUACAGCGGUGAUGCCAUCCUAUGGCGACUCGAAUGGAUGGAUUAUGGCUUCGAACGAACCAAUCAAUCUUGACGGUGAGCAACUCAACAACAGGAUUGGUGAAAGAAUCAAGGACGAGUUAAGAUAUCUCGAUGGGCCUGUCAUUAUAGCGUCCACAGUUCUAAACAAGACUUUGAAAAACUCGCUAAUGGAAGAGACUCGGAUCUUAACGGAUGAAAAUGUGAACGUGGGAUUUGUUCGCAAACGUGGAGUUUGCAACUAAUCUUAGUCUCUUAAAUGUAAAGUCUAAUAACAUGAUUAAGGAACUCAUGUAAUAAAUGAUCAACAGCUGUAGAACCUUAUGUCCUUAAAUUUAUCAUGAAAAUCUCUCUCCCGCUCCCCCAUGCAUCAUUGCAAGUCACAAAAUCUCUGUCUCCUAUAUGCAGAUAUCAUUCAA
Messenger RNA from Glycine soja, 1358 nucleotides. RefSeq names its product thermospermine synthase ACAULIS5-like. Gene Ontology annotation, molecular function: thermospermine synthase activity. The record is from RefSeq and is a predicted model, not a curated record. Gene Ontology annotation, biological process: polyamine biosynthetic process. The coding region runs from base 63 to 1184 and encodes 373 amino acids. The transcript has 10 exons. NCBI's taxonomy places the organism in Eukaryota, Viridiplantae, Streptophyta, Magnoliopsida, Fabales, Fabaceae.